Molecule: messenger RNA, 1789 nt
Organism: Malus domestica (apple)
Lineage: Eukaryota; Viridiplantae; Streptophyta; Magnoliopsida; Rosales; Rosaceae
Product: nudix hydrolase 13, mitochondrial
Cellular component (GO): cytoplasm; nucleus
Molecular function (GO): pyrophosphatase activity
Source: RefSeq, a predicted model, not a curated record
CGAUAAAAUAAUAAAAAUAACUUAAUGGAGUUGGGGACGUUAUGGAAAUGAACUUGGCACGGUUUUCUUAUAAAUGGAUGCCGUUGCUCUGGUCCCGCGGAAAUCUCUGGCCCUCACCCUCUCACCUCGUUCUCUCUCUCUCUCUCUCUCUCUCUCUGUUAGUUCUUUCUUUGAAAUUCCCUCGACAUUAUCAUUAUUCCAUCGAUAUUUCUUGUUCUGUAUUAUUCCCUUUCUAAUUUUACUCAUCUCCAGGAAAAGCUGCAGUAUAAUGUAGAUUCUUCUCUUGUGUCUGACACAAAGAUAUCUAUAUAUACAAGUCAGUUGGCAACUUGUCCGGCCGCCUCUUGGGAGAAACUAAGAGUUAUUAGGGUCGAUCUUUGGACGUAAAUGUUGUGCUGCAUUGUUCAAAGCUAGCUAGCAGCAGCUGGCCUUGACCAGCCCUUAUAAUCGGUCGAGUUUAUUUGUUGACGAGAUAUAUGAGAGCUAGCUGAUCAUUUAAUAAGAAUUUUUUCUUGAUCGAUCGAGAGAGAAAGAGACGAUAAUUUAAGUAAUUUGUUGUGUUAUGUUAUGAAAGCUAGCUAGCUAGGUAGUACAGCUGGUUCUUUUUCCUCGAAGUUCAUACAAAACUAAUUACCUGGAUAGUUUCGGUAGAUAUAUAGAAGAAUAUAUAUAUACACACAUCAUCAUGUCAUCUUCUGUGCUACUAGCGCGAACUGGGCGACAUCGGCAACGCUAUGACAACAAUUUCCGACUCGUUUCUGGAUGCAUUCCUUACCGGAUAGCAGAAGACGAUGGAGACGACCAAUUUGGUGAUAUUGAGAACAGGAUACAAGUUCUUAUGGUUUCUUCACCAGAUCGUCAUGACAGAGUCUUCCCAAAAGGUGGAUGGGAGGAUGAUGAGACUGUUUUAGAAGCUGCUUGUCGUGAAGCCUUUGAGGAAGCAGGGGUCAAAGGAACCCUAAGAGAAACUCCGCUGGGAGUAUGGGAGUUCAGAAGCAAAAGUAGAGAGGAAAUGUGCAGCCUCAGCCUGGAUGGAGGAUGCAGAGGAUACAUGUUUGCGUUGGAGGUCACUCUAGAGCUUGAUACCUGGCCAGAGCAGCUAAACCGUGACAGAAAAUGGCUAAGCAUAAAGGAGGCUUUUAGAGUCUGCCGGUAUGAAUGGAUGCGCAAAGCGCUGGAGCAGUUUCUAAGAGUUAUGGCAGAAGUUUCAAUCUGUGAUGAUGAUGAUGAUAUUGAUGAAGGUGUACAAGUGAAAGUUGUGGAGAUGAUGACGGGAGAAGAUCAGAUGAAAGGAGAGGAGCUGCCAUCUUCGGAUUCUACCCUGCACCCACUGCCGCAGGCGGCCUCUUCAUCAGAUGUGGAGCAUGUGGUGGCUGAAUGUAAAAUAGUGUCGUCAAACUGCUACAUAAAGCCUGCUUCUUCAAGUGCUAGUCAAAUGGUGAUCAGUUCAUUGUCAUGGCCAAGGGGUUGCCAUUGAUGACAUAUGACUAUAUGAUGUAAGAAGCAUGAUAUAUAUACAUAUAUAUGUAUGUAUGUAUGUAUGUAUGUAUGUAUGUAUAUAGAGGGUGCGUGGUGGCCCUCAACUUUACCCCAUUUUUUAGCUUUCGUCUCUAGAUUCUCAUUUUAGUUUUUUCCGCUUUCCAACUUAACCAUACAUUGCACUAGUGGUUCUUCUGUCAAAAUUCUAAUCUUUUCCGUCAAAUUUAAGGGUAUAUUAGUCUUUCUGAGUCUGGAUUGUAGGAUUCCCACUACGUAAAUGAUAUCCCUUGCCAGAAUUAAUUUUUCCUAG